AUGCCAAACGCUCCAGGCCCAGACCCAAUCCAAGGCCCAGACCCAUCCCUGGAAACAGAGAGACACACCCAGAUCACCCCCAUCCCCAUCCCAGCAACCCCAAGUCCACCAAUCACAAAACCAAGAUACUACUACUUCGCCUAUGGCUCGAAUCUCUCGCCCACUCAGAUGGCAGCCCGCUGUCACAAGAAUCCCAGCUCCAGCAAGCCCCUUGGAAUAGCCUCGCUUCCCCACUGGCGGUGGUUCAUCAAUAACGCGGGCUUUGCGAACGUCCUUCCACCCUCUGGCCUAAGGGUCCCGAAUCAAGAUUCCGAUUCGGCACAUGAAAUCCCCGUUUCCGGAUCAGAGGACACGGUGUACGGUGUGCUCUAUGAAAUGGAUUUGCGCGAUGAAAAAGUUCUGGACAUGUACGAGGGCAUUGAUGUCCGCGCCGAAGAUAGCGACGGUCAAUUUGUGGAUGUCAACGUGAGACCCAAAGAGCAAGGAAGGGGAAGUUACAACAAGUGGUUUGUUAAGGCGGAGGCAGUGAAAUGGCUCGAUGAGCAUGAGAAUCCUGAGACGGAAGUGGACGCUUUGGUCUAUGUUGAUGAGGGUUGCGUUACGCUCUCCGAACCAAACUUCGAAUACAUUGCACGGAUGAAUCGGGGGAUUCAUGAGUCUGUACAGCUCGGGUUGCCGCAGCGGUGGGUGGAUGAAGUCAUCAGGAAAUUCAUUCCCGAAUAG
This is a messenger RNA of Penicillium salamii, 723 nucleotides long. Lineage: Eukaryota; Fungi; Ascomycota; Eurotiomycetes; Eurotiales; Aspergillaceae. The record is from the annotation of a GenBank genome assembly.